AUGAAGAUGAGCGUUUCAAAGGAGGAAUUCAAAGGGCUCUUUGCAAAAUUGUUUGACACGGAUUUCGAUUCUGUAAUCAAUUCUGAUGAGUCUAAUAGAGACGAGCUUACGAGUAAGAGUACGCAGAGUAUAAGGGAUGAAACAUUGAACCUCAACAAACUUAAAUAUUUGAAUAGUGAUAGAAGGAAGGCUGAAUAUUUACGACGCAUCUCACUGCUUCGUGACGUUCUCAACGAGAGACGCAACUAUAGUAGUGGCCAAUAUCUCGACUUGGGAACAGAAUUGGAGAUUAACAGGAAGCUUGUCAAGUAUUUAGGCGCACUAAAUGAUAUCUAUGAAGAUCAAAAGCCGAAUAAGCAUUCAAUCAAAUAUGCUGAACGACUAGCUGCGAAUGUUGGUAGGCAAGAGGAACUCUUGGUCAAAUUAGGUGACAAAUUUUCAGAACACGAACCAAAGUUCAUCACCAGUGUAACGGAUAGCAUUAGCCACUAUGCAAGAAGAAUACUUCUCACAGCAAUUUCGUUGAUGGUGGUGUCAUAUUUAUUGAGCUUACUGGCAGACAUCGAUGAAUAUGAUGAAGGACUGUACAAUAACUUAUAA
This is a messenger RNA of Brettanomyces nanus, 600 nucleotides long. RefSeq lists its product as uncharacterized. The transcript is spliced from 2 exons. Bases 1 to 600 code for a protein of 199 amino acids. The record is from RefSeq and is a predicted model, not a curated record. NCBI's taxonomy places the organism in Eukaryota, Fungi, Ascomycota, Pichiomycetes, Pichiales, Pichiaceae.